Cicer arietinum (chickpea) is the source of this 600-nucleotide messenger RNA. RefSeq names its product probable peroxygenase 5. NCBI's taxonomy places the organism in Eukaryota, Viridiplantae, Streptophyta, Magnoliopsida, Fabales, Fabaceae. The record is from RefSeq and is a predicted model, not a curated record. Gene Ontology annotation, molecular function: calcium ion binding; monooxygenase activity.
AUGAAUUCAUAUCAAGUUAGUCUCCCACUACUUAUUUCAUUUUUCUAUGUCUUCUAUCAAAUAGUUAUUGCAACUGCAACUCCACCCGCAAAUAAUUCAAGUGGAUACAGUGUUUUGCAAAAACACGUUGCAUAUUUUGAUAGGAACCACGAUGGAAUCAUUUAUCCAAAAGAAACUUUUGAAGGAUUUAGAGCGUUGGGUUUUGGAGUUGCAGCAUCAACAAGGGCUGCGGCUUUAAUUCAUGCCGCUACUAGCCAAAAAACUCGUCCGGUAUAUUUCUCUCUCAUUUUCCUAAUUUACUUAUUAAUCAUACAUGAUUUUAGGUUUGUGGCUUCAAAAUUUGAAGAAAUUUUCAGCAAGCAUGCAAAACAACAUGCAAAUGCUUUAACGAAUGAUGAAUUGAAGGAGAUGCUGAAGGCAAAUAGAGAACCUAGGGAUUUCCAAGGAUGGGUGCAAGCCGAAUUAGACUGGAAGGUAUUAUAUGAUAUAGCCAAAGAUAAGAAUGGCUUACUCCACAAAGAUACUGCAUAUGGUGUUUAUGAUGGAAGUUUGUUUGAACGUCUCGAAAAGGAACACUCCAAAAUCAAGAAUAUUAAUUAA